UACGGUUACCUCAUCGUCGAUCACAUGAUGAUCACAGUCCAGGCGCUAAGUCCUAUUGGGGGAAAUGUGUGAGCCCAUACAGAAGGCGGUCGGUGUUGGUCCCCUCCGCGAUUCUGCCGGCCGAACCCAGCCGCCUUCAGUCAUGUGCCCGCCGUCAACUGACCGUCUUGCAUGCCGUGUGAACAAGUCAACUGAGCGGUUGGAUUGUCUUGACUCCGUACUCUUUUUGCUUUGCAAGAUGGCUUCUCAGGUGUCCGUGCCCAACCCAUCUCCGUCCGGCAAGAUCGACUUGUCGAAAAAGCUCUCGGAGCUUCGAGCGAGUAAUCGCAAGUCUCAAUCGGCGCCCUCCAGAGAGCCUGCCCCCGUCACCCCGCCUCUCACGAAUCCCCCCGAUCUAUCGUCCCAUCAAUAUGCACGACCGGCGCGCCGCAUCUUGUCGAAACAUGACCACGAGCUCUUUCUCUCCUCGCCGACCUAUACCCUAAUCCUUGCGUUCAUCUUCGGUCUCUCCGACUCGGUGCGGGGACGGGCCGCCACCGAUCUCAACCGCCAAACACCCUCUCCCAAUAUCUCCAAGAUCCAGUCGGUCGUGAACAACAUCCGCACGCUCCUAGAACAACAUCCCUCCAUCGAUCAAGGCGGCUCGAGAUUUGGCAACCCCGCUUUCCGCGACCUAUUCGACGAUGUGUCCACGCAAUGCGCCGCCUGGCAUAGGAAUAUUCUGGGAAUACAAGAUGCAGCGGCCGUGGAGGAGGCGUCAUCAUAUCUCAUUCACUCGCUAGGCUCGCGGGACCGACUCGACUACGGGUCCGGACAUGAGCUGAAUUUCAUGAUGUGGCUCUUGUGUCUUCGCCAGAUGUCAAUCUUCUCGAAACCAGACUUCGCCCUGGUUGUUUUCCAAGUAUACGUCAACUACAUGCAUCUGAUGCGCCAGGUGCAAGCCACAUACUAUCUGGAACCCGCCGGCUCCCACGGUGUCUGGGGUCUGGAUGACUACCAUUUUCUCCCAUUCCUGUUCGGCGCCUCGCAGCUUGUCGGCCACCCUUACAUCACGCCGCUGGGCAUCCACAACACGGCUAUUCUCGACGAGGAAGGCGACCAGUACAUCUAUUUGGACCAGGUGCGAUGGGUGGAUAGCGUGAAAAACGUCAAGGGGCUGCGGUGGCAUAGUCCGAUGCUGGACGACAUCUCCGGGGCCAAGAACUGGACCAAGAUCGAAGGCGGCAUGAAAAAGAUGUUCGUCAAGGAGGUCUUGGGCAAGCUGCCGAUCAUGCAGCACUUCCUGUUCGGCAGCCUGUUGCCGGCCGCAGAGGGCAUGGGGGAGAUGACGGAGGACAUGCUGGAUGAACAUGACCAUGACCAUGGCAAUGACCACGCCCAUGCUCAACAUACCGACCACUUUGGCGAUUGCUGCGGCAUCAAGGUGCCGAGUUCGGUGGCGGCGGGAGAAGAGAUGCGAAAACGCGUUGGGGGGACAGGGCUGCGGCCAAUUCCAUUUGACUAGAUUACGCUGGCUUUAUGAUGCAUGAAUGGAAUAUGGUAUUUACUUGGUACAUGAUAAUGGAAAUCACUUUCUCAGGUUGAUGUCUUUGCUAUUUUGACUAACCAGUGCUUUGCAGAUACAUUAGCGUACUGGUGUGCCAAAUCAUAAUCACUUUCAUUUACCUCAUCCACUCCAUUGAUAACCAACGCACAAUCUCAUUACACUAUAAUCAAGAUACACUAAUAACUCAAACAAGCUUCAGAAAGAAUGUCCACUAUUAAGACCACAUCCUUGGAUGGAAUUCAUCACCGUGGCAAAUGACCCUCUCAAUCAAAGACAAUCUUUCAGAAUUUACAACUGAGUCAAAAUAUGAGAAAUAACUUACAGAUAAAACUAAUUGACAAUAUCCAACGCAUAAACAAAGCAAACUCCUUGACUCUUAUCUCAUGAAAAUGAAUACAGGUAUGAGAUGGAUAUCAAUAUCGCAGCUGACAACUUUACUUUACU
Molecule: messenger RNA, 1990 nt
Organism: Aspergillus steynii IBT 23096
Lineage: Eukaryota; Fungi; Ascomycota; Eurotiomycetes; Eurotiales; Aspergillaceae
Product: serine/threonine-protein phosphatase 2A activator
Exons: 1
Coding region: 239-1504 (421 amino acids)
Biological process (GO): mitotic spindle organization
Cellular component (GO): protein phosphatase type 2A complex; nucleus; cytoplasm
Molecular function (GO): protein tyrosine phosphatase activator activity; peptidyl-prolyl cis-trans isomerase activity
Source: RefSeq, a predicted model, not a curated record